Mangifera indica (mango) is the source of this 817-nucleotide messenger RNA. Its product is annotated as protein MIZU-KUSSEI 1. The transcript has a single exon. The coding region runs from base 49 to 741 and encodes 230 amino acids. Lineage: Eukaryota; Viridiplantae; Streptophyta; Magnoliopsida; Sapindales; Anacardiaceae. The record is from RefSeq and is a predicted model, not a curated record. Gene Ontology annotation, biological process: hydrotropism.
UCUCGACAGCCACGGCAGCCGCUCUUCUUGUCUACUACGCUCAACGUGAUGGCACAAGCGGCAGCACCAAGCCCUCAAUCCCCGAAUGUGCCUAUAUUUUCUCUCCAACCUGCGAAAAAACGAGAGUUAUCGACCUCGAAAAAGGUCAUGCGACGGUUCCGUUCCGUUUUCCGAUCCUUUCCAAUCAUCGCUCCCGCAUGCAAGCUUCCCGUCUCACUCAACAGGACCGGUCUCCACGACAGCCAUAUCCAUGGGACCCGCAUAACCGGGACCAUCUUUGGCUACCGAAAAGCUAGGGUUAACCUAGUUAUUCAAGAAAACCCUACAGUCCUCCCCCUCCUUGUGCUCGAGCUAGCGAUUCCGACUGGAAAGCUCUUGCAGGACAUGGCAUCGGGGAUGGUUAGAAUCGCCCUGGAAACCGAAAAGAAGCAAAACGACAAGACGAAGAUCGUUGAUGAACCAAUAUGGACGAUGUAUUGCAAUGGAAGAAAAUCAGGAUAUGGGGUGAAGCGGGAGCCAACUGAGGAGGAUUUAGGGUUCAUGCAAAUGCUGCAUGCGGUGUCGAUGGGGGCCGGCGUUUUGCCGACUGACAGAAAGGACCAUGCAGAUGGGGAAUUGUCUUACAUGAGAGCACAAUUUGAGCGAGUGAUUGGGUCGAAAGAUUCAGAGACUUACCAUAUGCAGUGUCCUGAUGUUAAUAUUUCUGGUCCUGAACUAAGCAUUUUCUUUGUAAGGAUUUGAGGAAGAAUUGGGAUUUUGUGUGGAGUUAUCAAGAGGGAAAGCUAAGAGAAAAAUGUAAAUAGAAUACGAGAUACAU